AUGGCGGAAAUUGACAAUAAAAAUUCUUUUGCCGAAGAGGCCAAGCCAGUCCCUCAAUACGAUGUGUCCAAUGAUCAAGAUUUCCUACACAUAGUAGAGAAAGAUGUUCUUCAAGAGAGAGAGAUCGGGGUUUUUGGGGCGGUAUCACUCAUAGUGAAUAAGAUUAUUGGAGCUGGGAUUUUCUCCACGCCUUCAACGAUAUUCAAACUCAGCGGUAGUGUUGGAAUGUCUCUGAUCCUUUGGCUUAUUGCGGGCUUUAUAUCAACUUGUGGUGCUAUGGUGAUGCUCGAGUUUGGAUCAGCAAUCCCAAGGUCCGGGGGUAUCAAGGUCUACCUGGAGCGUUCAUUCUCGCCAAAACUGCUUCAGACUUGUGUUUAUCUUUUCUAUUGCGUGUUCCUCCAGGUAUCGGCUAGUAAUGCCUACACGUUUUCAUCCUAUCUACUUCUCGCGGCUGGCGUAGACCAAACUACUUGGAAAACCCGGGGAGUCGCCUGCGCUGCGGCUGUGUUCGCUGUCGGUAUUCACACGGUCGCCCCAAGAAUUGGACGAGGUCUUCAAGAUAUACUCAGUCUAGUGAAGCUAUUUACUCUACUUUUCAUUGUCUGCACUGGUUUUGCUGCUCUGGCAGGCCAUUUGAAAAUUGACAACCCUCAGAACUUUGCCAUCUCGACCUCCUUUAAAGGAACAUCUAACAAUGGAUACAAUAUUGGAACAGCGCUGCUGAAUGCUAUUUUCGCAUUUCAAGGAUAUGACAAUGUCAAUGCGGUUCUAUCUGAAGUCAGGAAUCCAAAGAAGACUCUGAAGAUUGCUCUCCCAUCCGCCAUGGCUGCCAUUACUGUACUUUACUUGCUUGCAAACAUAGCAUAUUUUGCAGCCGUGCCCAAAGAAGAGUUUAUCUCUUCUAAGAUUACAAUUGCUGCUUCUCUCUUUGAGAACGUUUUUGGCCAUUCAGCAGCUACAAAAGCUCUUCCAGCACUUGUGGCCAUUUCUGCAUUGGGCCACCUUCUCGGAAUUGCCUUCACAGUCCCCCGUCUGAUUCAGGAACUCGCCAAGGAUGGUGUAACUCCGUUUCCUGACAUAAUAAUGCAGAAUCGACCAUUCAGGACUCCCAUCUUCGGUCUUGCCAUCCACUUAGGCGUUACAAUCCUCUUCAUUUGCGCCCCACCUGCAGGUGACGCUUUCAAUUUCAUCGUCAGCUUGUCUUCAUACCCUACAACCUUCCUUCUGACUGUCAUCACCUUCGGAUUGGUGAAAUUGCGUCUGUCGAGCACCGAAAGGUGGAUUUCUGCGUUCUCAACUCCUUGGAUUGUAAUUGGACUCUAUCUUGCUGGAAACAUUUUUCUCCUUGUUAUGCCAUAUGUUCGUCCGCCUGAUGGUAAAGGCAACACUAACCUUCCAUACUGGCUUACCUCUGUGGUUGCUCUGGCGAUAUUGUCACUAGGGAUUAUUUACUAUAUUCUCCGAUUUGUUCUUGCUCCACGGAUAUUUGGUUAUGUGUUACAGCCCGUGGCAGUGGAAUUGAGCGAUGGCUCCCAAGUUACCCGAUACAAGGUGAGCAAAUAA
Talaromyces rugulosus is the source of this 1563-nucleotide messenger RNA. RefSeq lists its product as uncharacterized. Bases 1 to 1563 code for a protein of 520 amino acids. Gene Ontology annotation, cellular component: membrane. The record is from RefSeq and is a predicted model, not a curated record. Gene Ontology annotation, biological process: amino acid transmembrane transport. The transcript is spliced from 8 exons. NCBI's taxonomy places the organism in Eukaryota, Fungi, Ascomycota, Eurotiomycetes, Eurotiales, Trichocomaceae. Gene Ontology annotation, molecular function: L-amino acid transmembrane transporter activity.